GAAAAAUAAAAUGAAGGAGGACAUCAUGUCACGAGUCCUUGCGUUAUUUUUCCAAAAUCCCAGAUUAUUUUCCCAAAACAAAGUCUCUUUCAUUACUACUAUCUUCUUUUCAUUUCCAAAAUCUCUGUUUCAUUUCCAGUGUCUCUCCCUUGGUAAGCAGAAACCCUAAACCGAUUGUGGUGGAUUUUGAUUUCGUGUUAGGAUUUGUGUCUUCUUCGAAUCUCAUCAAGUACUCUAGAUGGUCAAGGUAACGAAUCUCACCGUCUGAAGGUAAUUAUCUGCUGGCCACGGAGACUAACCUGAAUAGGCGUCGUUCCUCCCAAACUUCCCGAAAAAGGUGCUUCCGGUCAAUGCUGUGCAGUGCAAGACCAUUGCAGGUGGAGGAGGAGGAGGACAUGUUCUGGAUACAGAGCUGUGGAAAGAAAUAGUGGGGCCACUGGUUGAAGUUCUGCAAGCUAGAGAACUGAGUGUUGUAUUUUCCACAAGGGCACAUGGAACAAGCAUCCACAAAUCAGGAGCUGAAUCAAAGAAUUCUGCUGUUCAAACUUCAAUCCAAGAUUCUGUGCCGUGUUAUUAACGUUCACUUGCUGGCUGAACAAGAAACUGAUGAGGUUUUUGCACAAAUAGCUUUGCUUCUUGAAGCAGAUCAAACUGAGUCAACAACAGCAGAUUCGUGUCCUCGUCAGCAUCCAAGACCUAAGCUACACUCAUUUUCCAAGGUUUUAACUGCUUCUGAUACAAGAACCCAUGGAGGCUUUUCAGUUCUCCGAAAGCAUGCCACCAAAUGCCUUCCCUACUAGUACUGAUUUUAAGGUUCUUUAUCAUUUGAGUCCUGCUUUCUGCAUGCUGUUUGUUUGUUAGCUUAUUGCCAUGUAAUGAAUGAAUAUAUUUGAAUCUAGAAUUAAAUAGUUUAGAAUACUUGAAAAUAGAGUAUACAUGGCUAAAAAAAAGUGAUUUUACGC
Rubroshorea leprosula is the source of this 962-nucleotide messenger RNA. The record is from the annotation of a GenBank genome assembly. NCBI's taxonomy places the organism in Eukaryota, Viridiplantae, Streptophyta, Magnoliopsida, Malvales, Dipterocarpaceae.